Tachyglossus aculeatus (Australian echidna) is the source of this 1306-nucleotide messenger RNA. Its product is annotated as selenocysteine insertion sequence-binding protein 2-like. The transcript is spliced from 9 exons. Gene Ontology annotation, biological process: selenocysteine incorporation. NCBI's taxonomy places the organism in Eukaryota, Metazoa, Chordata, Mammalia, Monotremata, Tachyglossidae. Gene Ontology annotation, molecular function: mRNA 3'-UTR binding; ribonucleoprotein complex binding; selenocysteine insertion sequence binding. Gene Ontology annotation, cellular component: ribonucleoprotein complex. The record is from RefSeq and is a predicted model, not a curated record. Bases 1 to 1266 code for a protein of 421 amino acids.
AUGGCGACAAAUAGACCUCAGGCGGCGACAGGCAGACCUCAGACGACCUCAGGCGUCGGGCGGGCGCGUUUCCAGGAGUGGCCGCGGGGCGGCCGGAAGAAGCGGCAGGCGGCCGUGGAGCUGAACCUGGGGCAGGUAGUGGCCGCCCUGCAGCGCCAGCGCCGGGCCCGCAAGGAGGACGCCCCCCGGCCCCGGCCCCGGCCCCUCGUCAUCGCCGUGUCGGGCUCGGCGCCGCUGCUGCCCAAGGCGGCGCCGUGCGGGCCGGCGCCCCCGGCCCCCCACAACCCGCUGGACUCCAGCGGGCCCCUGCUCAAGAAGGGGAAGCAGCGCCUGGUGCCCAAGCCCAAGAAGCCCACGCCGCUCAAAAAGAUCAUCCUGAAGGAGCGGGAAGAGCGGCGGCAGCAGCGACUCCUGGAGCAGGCGGGGGCCCCCCCAAACCCGGGACCCCCCAAGGCUCCGGCCCCUGAGGACCCCGGGGACCCCGGUGACCCCGCCGACCGGCCCGAAGCCCCCGCCCCCGCCCCCGCCAUCCACAGCCGCCGGUUUAGAGAGUACUGCCAGCAGCUGGUCCCCCGGGAGCUGGACGCGUGCGUGUGGGCGCUGCUGCGGGCGCUGCGCGGGUUCCAGGAGCGCGGGUUCCUGGAGCGGGGGCUGCCCCGGGAGCGGGAGCGGGAGCGGGACCCGCACCCGCGCCCCCGGCCCAAGCGCCGCCUGGUCCUCGGCCUGCGCGAGGUCCGCAAGCACCUGCGCCUGCGCCGCCUGGCCGCCGUCCUCCUCUCCCCCGACUGCGAGGCCGUCCGCGCCACAGGGGGCCUGGACGAGCUCCUGGGGGAGGUGGUGGGUGCGGCGGGCCAGCAGGGCGUGCCCCUGGUCUUCGCCCUGAGCCGCCGGGCCCUGGGCCGCUGCCUCAACAAGCCCGUGCCCGUCAGCGGCGUCGGAGUCUUCAGCUACGACGGGGCCCAGGACCACUUCCACCGGAUGCUGGAGCUGUCGGAGGCGGCCCGCCGGGGGUACCAGCAGCUCGUGGCCGCCGGCGCCACCCUCGCACCCGCCACCCCGGACCCCCCGGGACCCCGACCACCCCCGGACCCCGCCGACGACCCCGCCGAGGCCACCGCCGAGCCGCGCUACAUCCAGGUGUGGCGGCAGGAACUGUCCGAGUACCGGCCGUCGGACCCGGAGUCGGACCCGGAUUCGAACCUGGACCCCCCGCUGACCCUGGCCGGGCUGGACCUGGGCGGGGAGACCCCCGCUCCUCUGGUCUAGACGCCCCCCCUCCCCACCAUAAACACGAUUCUCGAACACA